GAAAGUGACAAUACUAAGGUGAGGCUGGGUGAGUACUUACAAAAACGUCCAUGUGCCAACCCCGGAAUCCAAACGAACUUCUCUUAGCUGCUGAGUACAGCGCGGGGUUUGUAGAGAUAUCUUCAGCUUAUACAUUGCAAUGGUUUGUGCCUUUCUUCUGGGAUUUGGAGAUGCCUGCUACAACACACAGAUAUACUCCAUUUUGGGUGGUUUGUAUCCUACGGAUGAUAAAGUACUCCAGCGAUGGCCCUAUUUAAGUUUUUU
Molecule: messenger RNA, 264 nt
Organism: Geodia barretti
Lineage: Eukaryota; Metazoa; Porifera; Demospongiae; Tetractinellida; Geodiidae
Source: the annotation of a GenBank genome assembly